Messenger RNA from Haemonchus placei, 3255 nucleotides. NCBI's taxonomy places the organism in Eukaryota, Metazoa, Nematoda, Chromadorea, Rhabditida, Trichostrongylidae. The record is from the annotation of a GenBank genome assembly.
AUGGACAUUUGUGUUAUCGAAAGAGCUGCAGAGACUCUCUUGGGUCCACCAAAUCUGGUGUCAGCGGAAAGUCGACGUGAAGCAGAGCAGUUAUUCCACAACAUCAAGCAGGAACUUACAAUCGAGGCUGCAGCACAAGUGAUACAGAGCACAAAGAAUCAAUGCGUUCUCUUCCAAAUAGCCCAAAUGACGGGAGAGAUUGUACUGCGGGAUUGGGUCCUGCUAUCGAAGGAACAGGUCAUACAUACAUACAAAAUGCUGCUGGAAUUUGUCGCCCAAAGAGAAGACUUAUCGAAUUAUGCGCAAACAGAAUUUCUUCGUUCUGUGGCGAUGAUUUUGAAGCGUGGCAUAAUCGAUGAGAAAACAGGCGAUCAAGAAGAACUUUUUGAAUUGAUACACAACCUUUUGGUUAACCCGCAUGCGCGACUGCAAGCUAUAGGAGGGGAACUGAUUUCUGCGAUCACGCAGCAAUUCUCUUCGUCAUGGAGGAAUGCAAAAUUCAGUAUCACUUGGGAUUUUCAUGUACGGGCGAAGACGAAAUUUGAGGAUAUCGGUCUCAGACGGUUGUUGGAGAUGUCGUUGAAGACUCUUCAUGCUUUGCUAUCUCAAACGAAUAUUCUAUCUGAUGAAUUUGCUCACAGGAUAUGUGGCAAGUUUUUAGAGGUUGCCGAAACCACCUUAUCAUGGAAUUUUGCCUCAAAGAUAUUUCGACGGGUAUUUUCUCUGUGUCAGUUUCAGACAACUAACUCAUUUCGCCCACCAGCCUCGUGGAAGGAUCUGUUGGAAAAUGACGAGUUUUUCACGUUAUUCUUCCAUCUACAUGCAAAGAUUCGUACUGAUGAAGAUCUUUCAACACGUUCACUUUCGUGCCUAGUCCAAUUAGCUGGUCUGUCCGGUGAAGUAAUGGCAUCGUCUGAUUUCACUGAACGUUAUGUAAAGCUUUACAUUGGGUCGCUUAUGGAUCUUUUUGCCGAAGGUCCACUUCAGCACGAGAUAAACUAUUUCUGUACUAUAGUGAAUCGACUGUUCCAGUACCGUCCAAUUCAGACAAUAAUGCGUAUAGGACCGGAACUUCGUAGAAAAUUCCUUAUUUAUCUAUCACAAUACAUUCAGCACCUUACCAGUCAAGCUAUGUACGCUGCUCUAGGUCGAGGUGAGCAUGACGACCACCAUUCCCUUGCUUUACUGUUCGACUCGUGGACACUUCUUCUACGAGGCCGAUGGCGACUAGAGCUGACGCAGGAGGAAGAGGCGAUGAUUGAUAACGAGCUGAUUAUUGGGCCAAAUUUACAAAUUGUCAAGCGCUUCGUUGAGUGCGUUCAAGCACCGCCCAUCGGCUGCCGGCCACCUAUUUUCACGGACGGUGACGAUGAUGAUGAAGACGACCGAACGCUGUUUUUGGAUCUCCUUACUCCGUUGGGUACGAUGGCAUGCUAUAGUGUUCGUGAAUUCAUGGACAUGAUGAUUCAUUUGGUCCGUGAGCACAUAUCCGAGUUCCAACAAAUGGCAGCUGGGUCUGCUGAUCUGUCGCGAUUACCGUUAUGGCAAGAAGAUAUGCACUGGCUUCUACUCAUUAUUGCUAAUUCUGUGGUGAGUGAGGAUAUUGAUGGAACGUGUCGUACUGAAGGAGACGUAUUCGAGAGCUCGGUUGCAACGGUGAAUGAAAGAGGGCACGUUUAUAGCUUGGAGCAUACAGAAACGUUCCUUUGUCAAUGCAUUGAAAAUCCAGCCGGCGAUAGAUCGCACGCCACGGAUCGAGUCGAUCCUUAUCUGCGUUUGAUCGGUGAGGUGUUGGCGUGGGCUUCUCUCGAACAUCAGCUGGUGUCAGAAGCUGUUGCGAAUUUCGUCAGCCCAGAGUUGACAAGGUCCUCAUUUUUGUGCCUGAGACGGUUAAUCAGUGCAGCUAGCACUGCUGCCGAAUAUUCUGAUGCGGAUCCGUUAUCGUUGCCCGUUUUUCCCCAAACGGGAUCCUUUACUCAUCUGAUCGUCAAAUUUGUUGUUCGUAAAGUUUUCACGAUUCUGAACAAGUUUGCCGGAGAAGAAAAGUUAUGCUUGGAUGCUGUCAACUUGCUAACGGGUAUGAUCGAAGCGUAUGCGACGCUUUUGGCAUCGGAACCAGAACUUUUCGACUACCUUGGGCACCUUGAUAUAGCAGCACUCCCGAGCAGGUCUUUAUUCAAUUUCAUACUUAUUUGCUUUAGCCGAUUUAUAUUGGAUCCAUUGGGUCAACGCUUUGCUCAGACUUGUCAACAGCCGCCAAGUUCAGAAGUAGACAGCCAGCUUGUAGAUCUCAUCCAGUGUAUGGAUGGUGUGGCCAGAGCCAGUCAGCCACAUUCCGCCGCUAUACUCUUCAGAUUCCUAAGUCCGAUUCUCGAAAGCUGUGUCCCGUUGAUGAAAUCUCGUUCAUACUCGCAGCCGGUUGUCGCUGCAAUUUUAGUUCUCAUUCAGGAUGUCACAACCAAGGUUUCUAUUUAUGUGGAUGAUAAGGAAGAUUCUGCUACUUUAUACCGUACUAUAGUUAUGAUUGUGGACGUUUAUCGAUCAGAACAAUCAUCUAGGUUCGUGGGAAUGACGGAAAAUGAUGAGGACAAAGGAAGUGAUUUGGUGCUAUUUUUGGAUAUUCUGUCGAACGUACUUUCAAAGGAUAUAUUGGAAGGCGGCGAAGAUAACGUGGCGACUGGAGCACAGGUCGCGCUAGCGUCCUUGGAGAUGCUGUUGACUGUGAUGAACGAAUCAGUGCUGAAGUUACCUGAUUUGGCGAUGAAAUUCUUCCGACUCGUCCUCUAUUUAGUGGAAUUUUCACGUGAAGCUCUAGCCGUAAUGUCAGUCCCAUUAUUGGUGGCCCUUUGCCAAUGUCUGAGGGAAGGCAUGACAUCACAGUACGGCUCCGAGAUUGCGUGUACCUCAAUGGAGGCGCUUACCGAAAUAGUUAGCUACUUCAUCCUAAUGAACCAUCCUGUUCCUCCUGAGCUGGCACAGCAAUUUACGGAGACUCUUCCGUUAGCAUUCGAAUCAUGUUUGGAGAAUAGCUGUGAAAAUACGAUCUUCAACGAGGCGGCUUCCUGUCUAUACAGCUUGAUCUGUUUUGAUAAGUCUGCAUUUGAUCGGUUCGUGAACGAAAUGCUGUCAAACAAAAGCAAUGAGUCAGCUUCGAACAAAUUACGGGAAGAGUUUGCUAUGCUGUUGCCAGAAGAUCCGAAACCAGGGCGAAGGGAGAGGUGGUUUUUUCCUUCUUUCUGUAUGAGUCAUUUAUAA